This is a messenger RNA of Abrus precatorius (Indian licorice), 2434 nucleotides long. RefSeq names its product cyclin-T1-3-like. The transcript has 7 exons. Gene Ontology annotation, cellular component: nucleus; cyclin/CDK positive transcription elongation factor complex. Gene Ontology annotation, molecular function: cyclin-dependent protein serine/threonine kinase activator activity. NCBI's taxonomy places the organism in Eukaryota, Viridiplantae, Streptophyta, Magnoliopsida, Fabales, Fabaceae. The coding region runs from base 329 to 2044 and encodes 571 amino acids. The record is from RefSeq and is a predicted model, not a curated record. Gene Ontology annotation, biological process: regulation of transcription by RNA polymerase II; positive regulation of DNA-templated transcription, elongation.
AAUCUGAGUGGAGGAACAAAAAGAUAAAAAUAAAACUAAAAUACAAAUAAAACAAAACACGAACACAGGAGAAUAAAGAAAGUUGUGGGGGAGCUAAGAAGAGAUUGUCCAACUUGGGGUUCUUGCAACCUGCGAGAAAGAGAGAAAGAGAGAAAGAGAGAGAGAGAGAGAUAGAAGCGAAGGCAACAAAGCUUUCAUUCGAUUCUGAGAAGACGAGGGUCGAGGGUCGAGGGUUCUCCACCUGUUCCCUUUCGUAUCCAAUCUUUCUGCUACAUGAUGUUGAACAAGUGAUAAAGAAUUUAUUCGGUGCACAGCAAAGCUGGUAUAUAUGGCUGGACUUAUGCCUGGAGAGUUGGCACAUCAUGGAGCUUCUGAUGGUAACUCUGGUAAAAGUCCUAGAGACAAGCUAGAGGAAGCAUUAGGUCGCUGGUAUAUGUCCAGAAAAGAAAUAGAGGAAAAUUCCCCAUCAAGAAAAGAUGGUAUUGACUUGAAGAAAGAGACAUAUCUGCGCAAGUCAUACUGCACCUUCUUACAGGAUUUAGGCAUGAGACUUAAAGUGCCUCAAGUAACUAUAGCAACAGCUAUAAUCUUUUGUCAUCGGUUCUUUCUUCGUCAAUCUCAUGCAAAGAAUGACCGAAGGACCAUUGCAACAGUCUGUAUGUUCCUUGCUGGGAAGGUUGAAGAGACUCCUCGUCCACUGAAGGAUGUUAUUCUUGUUUCUUAUGAUAUCAUCCACAAGAAGGAUCCUGCAGCUGCACAGAGGAUAAAACAGAAGGAAGUAUAUGAGCAGCAAAAAGAGUUAAUUUUGCUUGGAGAGAGGGUUGUGCUUGCCACUUUAGGUUUUGACCUGAAUGUUCAACAUCCAUAUAAACCUCUUGUGGAGGCCAUAAAGAAGUUCAAUGUUGCAAAGAAUGCCCUUGCACAAGUUGCUUGGAAUUUUGUUAAUGAUGGGCUGAGGACAUCGCUCUGCCUGCAAUUUAAGCCACAUCAUAUUGCGGCAGGUGCCAUUUUCCUUGCUGCCAAGUUCUUGAAAGUGAAGCUUCCAUCAGAUGGUGAGAAGGUUUGGUGGCAAGAGUUUGAUGUCACCCCACGCCAAUUGGAGGAAGUUAGCAAUCAAAUGUUGGAACUCUACGAGCAGAAUAGAAUUCCACCAUCACAGGGAAGUGAAGUAGAAGGAAGUGCUGGAGGAGGACCUAGAGCUGCUACAAAGGCUCCUACUGCAAAUGAGGAGCAGGCCUCAAAACAAAUAUCAUCUCAUCCAGCCCCUCAGCAUUCUUCUGCAGAAAGAAAUGCAGUGCCACCAAGAGGAACUGAAAACCAAAGCAAUGAUGGAAGUGCAGAAAUGGGCAGUGACAUUACUGAUCACAAGAUGGACUUGGAGAUUAGGGAGUCUCAGAAUUCAGAACAGUUGGCUCAGAAAGAUAACAAGAGAGAAGUGGCAAACAGAUCUAAAUCUGGGAGUGAACGAAUAGUUGCAGGAGACCAAGACAGAAUGGUUGGGACUAAGGAGGCCACAGAUGUGGGAAGGAGAGAUGAACCGGCAUUAUACAAUUCUGGCAGCAAUGUUGGCCGAAAUCCAGAGCGUCGGGAAGGCCCUCUAGGUCAUUCACCCAAAGAAGCUAUCAAGAUGAUUGACAAAGACAAGGUAAAGGCUGCAUUGGAAAAGAGGAGAAAGGAACGAGGGGAAAUGACAUUAAAGAAAGAUGUACUGGAUGAGGAUGACCUCAUUGAGAGAGCCCUAGAAGAUGGAGUUGAAAUUCCAACUGAGAAUGACAAAAUUAAGCACGAGAGAAGACAGAACUGGUCUAAGCUUGAUGGUGAAGAUGGCAAGGACCACGAGGAAACUAGGGACGGGAGGCACAUGAGCAUGAAGGGGCACUUACAGAAAGACAUUGAUGAAGACAAUGCAGAAGAAGGGGAGAUGGUUGAUGAUGCUUCAUCCUUGUUGAACAAUCGCAAGAGAAAGAUGGGGAGCCCUCCAGGUAGGCAACCAGAGAUGAAAAAGCGGCUCGAUUCCAGUUAUCACAAUGAUCUUGCUGAAUAAAGGAACUGGGAAGGGGAAGAGAGUUAGUUGCGUAGACAGGGAAACGCACAAGGAAUGAGGUGGAAAAUUAUUGUUGAGGUGAAGAUUCUGCUGUCCUUUAUUUUGCUUAUUGUGAUUUGGCUAAAGCGGUUGCUAAAGAAUUUAUGAUUCUGGAUGCUCUUGUUUGCCUUAUACAUUUCUUAUUUAUAAGGAAAGGGAUGCCUCAGUUUUGGUAGCGCCAACUAAAAGCUUAUGCUUUUCUUAUUUUUUGGGUGGGGGGUAGGGGAGGUUGUAUGAAAACCUUAUGUUAUUUAUUUAAUUUAAUACAUGUGAAAAUAUUUACCUGAAGGUGCGUUGCCAAAAAAUUCUGCAGGGCUAGUGAUCUGCAGUAAUCAAAAUAUGAAUUUUAUG